Camelina sativa (false flax) is the source of this 675-nucleotide messenger RNA. RefSeq lists its product as uncharacterized. NCBI's taxonomy places the organism in Eukaryota, Viridiplantae, Streptophyta, Magnoliopsida, Brassicales, Brassicaceae. The record is from RefSeq and is a predicted model, not a curated record.
AAAAAAGAAAAAUUGGUCAAAAACAUUGAGGUGUCAAAUAGUAAUUGCAUAUCAGAAGAUUCUAAUUUUUAAAAUGGAGCCAGAAACGACUCAAAGGUCAAGUCAGAGACUCAGAGAUCGUCGCCUACAAAUCUUUCUUAGUUCGUUUCUUCCUAUUCACGCUUUCUCCUCAUUCUGUUAUACUUUUUCAUAUCUUGUUCAUUCAGAUAUGGCUUCUUCAAGAUGGAUCAGGCCCGAGGUGUAUCCACUGUUUGCUGCAGUGGGAGUUGCUGUUGGAAUUUGCGGGAUGCAGCUUGUUAGGAACAUCUCCACCAACCCUGAAGUCAGGGUGACAAAGGAGAAUAGGACGGCUGGUAUACUUGAGAACCACGCAGAAGGAGAGAGGUACGCGGAGCACGGUCUGAGGAAGUUUGUGCGCAACAAAGCUCCUCAGAUCAUGCCAUCUAUCAAUGGCUUCUUCUCCGACCCCAAGUACUGAAACGGAGGAGACUUAUCAAUUAUCAUGUUAGGGAUUUUGGGAAUAAAAACAUGGUGUGCUUGUUUCUAGUACAUCUUGUUUCGUCUGUAUGAAAACCAUAUCACUUAAAAACAUCUUUGAAAUGGUUAUGAUGUUGAAGAUUAUAAUUUAACUUGUCUUGGUAAUAAUGGUAAUAAUGGAUGAAUUUGAGAGUUAAA